Molecule: messenger RNA, 1985 nt
Organism: Zychaea mexicana
Lineage: Eukaryota; Fungi; Mucoromycota; Mucoromycetes; Mucorales; Lichtheimiaceae
Product: T-complex protein 1 subunit epsilon
Exons: 8
Coding region: 49-1698 (549 amino acids)
Biological process (GO): protein folding
Cellular component (GO): chaperonin-containing T-complex
Molecular function (GO): ATP binding; ATP hydrolysis activity; ATP-dependent protein folding chaperone
Source: RefSeq, a predicted model, not a curated record
CGCUUGUCGGCUCUCUCUCUCUACUUCUAACAAACCGUACCCUAUAAAAUGCAAGCCCCUCCUCCCAACAUUGAUCCCAAUUCUGCCGUAUACGCAACGGAUGAAUACGGAAGACCAUUCAUCAUUGUUCGUGAAGGCCAAAGAAAAUCCAGAUUGUCUGGUAUUGAAGCCAUCCGUUCGCAUAUUCUUGCUGCAAAGACUGUCUCGAACAUUAUUAAAACGUCGUUAGGCCCACGAGGUCUCGACAAGAUCUUGAUCUCGCCCGAUGGUGAUAUUACUGUGACCAACGAUGGCGCAACGAUCCUGGAUCAGAUGCAAGUGGAACAUCAGAUCGCCAAACUUCUUGUACAGCUCUCCAAGAGUCAGGAUGACGAAAUCGGUGAUGGUACCACUGGUGUUGUUGUGCUUGCUGGUGCUUUAUUAGAACAAUGUGAACAGCUUCUUGAUCGAGGUAUUCAUCCUAUUCGUAUCGCCGACGGUUUUGAGCGUGCCUGUAACGUUGCUGUCGAACAUCUCGACAAGAUCUCUGACACAAUCGAGUUCAGCAAGGACAACGUUGCUAACCUGAAAAAGACGGCCAUGACCAGUUUGGGUAGUAAGAUUGUUUCCAAGUGCCACGAGCAAUUCGCAGACAUUGCAGUGGAUGCAGUUCUUUCCGUUGCCGACUUGGAACGCAAGGAUGUUGAUUUCGAGUUGAUCAAGGUGGAUGGCAAGAUGGGCGGCUCGCUCCAAGAUACCACGCUUGUCCACGGUGUUGUUGUCGACAAGGACAUGUCACAUCCUCAAAUGCCUCGAGAAAUCCGCGACGCCAAGCUCGCUAUCCUCACAUGCGCAUUCGAACCCCCACGACCCAAAACCAAGCACAAGCUCGAUAUCACUUCGGUAGAAGAAUACAAGAAGUUGCAGGAAUACGAAAAGAGCAAAUUCGAGGACAUGAUCAAGCAGGUCAAGGACUCUGGAGCCAAUCUUGUCAUUUGUCAGUGGGGCUUCGACGAUGAAGCAAACCACUUGUUGCUUCAAAACCAGCUGCCCGCUGUUCGAUGGGUUGGUGGCCCUGAAAUCGAAUUGAUCGCUAUUGCCACAAACGGCCGCAUUGUGCCUCGAUUCGAGGACUUGUCGUCUGAAAAGUUGGGUUCGGCUGGUAUUGUCCGUGAACUUGCUUUCGGUACUACCAAGGACAGAAUGCUCGUGAUCGAAGAAUGUGCAAAUAGCCGUGCAGUUACUGUGUUUGUGCGCGGUGGUAACAAGAUGAUCAUUGAUGAAGCCAAGCGAUCGCUGCAUGAUGCCAUCUGCGCCGUCCGCAACUUGGUCCGCGAUAACCGCGUUGUCUAUGGUGGCGGUGCGGCUGAAAUCAGCUGCUCUUUGGCUGUUGCCAAGGUUGCCGAUGAGAUUUCGACAAUUGAACAAUAUGCCAUGCGCGCCUUUGCCGAUGCUUUGGAUGCUACUCCCUUAGCACUUUCUGAGAACUCUGGCUUGUCUCCUAUCGAAACUCUGGCCGAAGUCAAGGCACAGCAGGCAACCACAGGCAACGCUCGCCUGGGUAUCGAUUGCUUAUACAAGGGCUCAAAUGAUAUGAAGGACUUGCAUGUCUAUGAUCCAUUGAUCUCCAAGCGUCAACAAUACCUUUUGGCUACACAACUUGUAAAGAUGAUCUUGAAGAUCGACGAUGUGAUUACCACUGGUCCCAGCGAGGCUUAAAAAUAAUAAAGAAAAAGUAUUAGUUGUUAUGAUUUUUCUCUCUCUUCGUAUACAUACAUAAAAUGAAACUUUUUGCUCACAAACAAUCUUGCAAGAGAAGAAAAGAGGAGCUUUUCGUUAUUGCUGAUCUUGUCGCUGGCUGUGCGUCCUGAUGAAGUGGAGAGUAUUACCAAUACAAUGCAGGGUUUUAGAAAAGGGAAGCAAGACGUUAAAUUAUGGGGCCGUCGUCAACCUAGCCGACCGUUUAAGGCCUUGCACAUUGAUCCGAUGGGUUUGACAAAUGAUCG